This is a messenger RNA of Pogona vitticeps (central bearded dragon), 5322 nucleotides long. RefSeq names its product phosphoinositide-3-kinase regulatory subunit 5 (gene PIK3R5). Gene Ontology annotation, cellular component: phosphatidylinositol 3-kinase complex, class IB. Gene Ontology annotation, biological process: positive regulation of MAP kinase activity; G protein-coupled receptor signaling pathway. Lineage: Eukaryota; Metazoa; Chordata; Lepidosauria; Squamata; Agamidae. Gene Ontology annotation, molecular function: 1-phosphatidylinositol-3-kinase regulator activity. The record is from RefSeq and is a predicted model, not a curated record.
CCCGGCUGUGCUGCGAGGGCGAGGGCUACAAGAAGCCGGCGUCCGGGCCAUGGGGUGUUUGGGUCGUCCGCUCGCUCGGCCGGCGUCGGGGCGCGGAGAACUCAGCGCCGGGCUAAGGGAUCGCUGCCGGCGCCACUGCCACUGACUGCGGCUCAGGAUGGGCCGGGUGGGCGAAGCCUCAGGACUCAGGGAGGAAGAGAAGAAGAGCAGGAGAUGAAUUAAGAUGCAGCACACAACGUGCACAGAGGAUAGGAUCCACCAUGCAUUGGAGCGGUGCCUCCAUGGCCUCAGCAGAAGCGGUACUCUCUCUGCGAGCACUUGGACAGCUGGGUUUUGCCUGAAUUGUUGGAGUCUUCAGGAGCUGGUUAGUCGUGAUGCAGGGAACUACCUCAUCCUCCUGGAGAAAAUCCUGCAGAAAACCCAGGAGGUCCAAGAGAAAUGUGACUAUGAUCUUUUUGUUCCAUUGGCCCUGCUUUUUGGUGCAGCAGUCCUGUGUAUACCUCACUUUCCUUCCGAUUCUGACCUGCUCCUGAGAGCCAUACAGACUUACCGUGCCUUUCUCACAUGGCCUGUGCCCUUCUGUAACAUUUGCCAGGAACUGUUGACCUUCAUCAGUAAUGAAGUCAAAGCCCCAGGGAUAUCAUAUCAAAGGCUGGUUAGGACAGAACAAGGCCUUCCUUCAAAGAGUGGUGAAAGUUCAGUCGUAACAGUCCUGCUGUUGAACCCUUCAGAGGUUGAUGGGGAAUUUCUGUCAGUUGCUGAAAGGCUGAGCACCACAGAGCAUUCCCAGCACACGUUACUGGUGACACUCGUGGAGCACAUCUAUCAAGCUAACUUUGGAACCCAGUGUGACUUGGGAAGACUCCGACAAGCACUGAAGCUAAAGUCAGUGGAAGAGUUGAUGGAGAUAUAUACCAGCACCACGGAUGCCCAGGAGAUGGCAGCUGUGAGCAACUGUGACCCUUCCAUAGCUAGGGAGCAGCUAGAAUCUGCCUUGCUGGAGAUUGCAAAGGCAAGAAGCCUUCCUGUAAUCACAGGGGAAGACCAGCCAUGUAAGCUUCGCCUGAUCUCUAUCCCUCUUGCCCGGUGUUAUACCUACAGAUGGGAUACUGAUAAUUUUGAUAUCUUGAAUGAGGUACUAGACAAAGAAGGCUACUACCCAAAACCAGUGGUGAUGGAAGACGAGAAGGAGGUGGACAGUUGCUUUCAUGAAAGAGCGUCGUUAUCCACCCUUACCUCUGUUUCCAAAGACUCUGUGUAUUUGGCUUUGUCCAAGGACAGCCCCUGUGACUCACGGGCAUCUGUCAUCUCCACUCUUUCCAAAGACUCUGAGCUCCCACUCAAGUUUUUUGUCUCCAGCCUGAAGAACUGCAUGGACAGUGGCUACGUGGAAGACAGCGACGAGAGCUCCCCUGAGCUAGUGAGCCACUUCGAUCUGAAGGAGGAGAAAGUGUCCCCUAGGCAUCGGCUGAGCAACAAGUUGUACAAAUUGUUCAAGAGCAAGAGCCAGCUGAUCCUGGGCAGGGAACUGAGGGAUGUUUCAGAGGUAGCCUCCCUCUCUCUGCCGUUACGCCGAGCCGAGAGUCUCUGCAACCCCUUGUCUAAGAACCGCAUCCCUACCCGCUCCCGGCGGGCACAGUCUCUACCACAACAUGUGCUGAGUGCCACACUUUCACAGAACCACGUGUCACAGAAUACCUGUGUCCAGCGCAGGCCGUUCUUGAGCUGCGACGAGGAUACCAAGAUCUCAACUCUGCGAGUGGUUGUGUUUGGUUCUGACCGCAUCUCAGGGAAAGUGGCCCGGGCUUACAGCAGCCUUAAAUCUCAAGAAAGCAGCUGUCCCUGGCUGACCCGGUACUUCAAACUGCAGUUUUACUAUGUGCCUGUGAAGAGGAGUGGCUCUACCUCUUCUGUACCAAGCAACCUUCCUCCUUCUCCAGGCGAUCCCUAUUCCCGCACUUCUGUAUCAAUGGAUCCUAGUUUGGUGAGGACGGAGAGCAGCACAAAUGAUAUCUCCCUAUACAUAGGCAUGCUGGAUCCAUGGUAUGAACGCAACGUUCUUGGCCUAAUGAACCUUCCCACAAGUGUUCUGUGCCAGCAGUCCAUCAAACCUGAAGGCGAACCUUUAGAGGAAACAGCAGAGCAGCUUCCCAUCCUUGCUGACAUGAUUCUUUACUACUGUCGCUUUGCUACUCACCCAGUGCUGCUCCAGGUCUACCAGACAGAGCUUACCUUCAUAGGAGGAGAGACAAAGACUGAGAUUUUCAUCCACUCCUUAGAGCUGGGCCACUCAGCAGCCACGCGGGCCAUCAAAGCUUCUGGUCCAGGAUGCAAGCGAUUGGGCAUAGACGGAGACAGAGAAGCAAUCCCACUAACACUACAGAUCGCCUAUAGCAAGAGGUCGGUCAGUGGAAGAAGUCGCUGGAGUGACACUGAGAAAGUCUGCACCUCUGUGAACCUCAGCAAGGCCUGUAAGAAGCAGGAAGAGCUUGGUUUGAAAACAGAAUGUUUGACACUCACUGCAACAGAGGUGAUCAAGAGGCAAAGCUCCAAGUCUAAGAAGAGUUUCAACCAGCAAAUCAGUGUGUCACAGAUAAAAGUGGACAAAGUCCAGAUCAUAGGAGUCAACUGUUCCUUUGCUGUCUGCUUGGACCAGGAUGAGCGGAAGAUUCUGCAGAGUGUCACCAGGUGUGAAGUCUCGGCCUGCUACAAGCCCAAGAUCAGUGAGCCCUGCAGUGGAGGAAAACCUGUUUCAUCUUUCCCUCCCCAGGAUUCUUCAGAUUUCUGCUCUCUUCUGUGUUUGCCCAUUGCCACCUUCAGUGGGGCACUGCCAUAGGGAAGCUGGAAAAGAUGGACUGUGCGACCCCACUUCCAGCACCUGGUACUGAUCAUAGUUUCUAUCAGACACCCCAUGGAUCAGAGCUUGCUGCCAAAUGUUCAUCAGGCAGAGGUUAGUCAGGGUGAGUGUGCGUGUUAUGCUGCCGUCUCCACCCCUAUAUUUGGGUGGCCUGGCUUUGGCCAGAUUGUUGUAAGACAGCCCUCCUAAACUGGGGCAGGAAACACUUGGCAUUCUUGGAACAGAAGCACAUUUCUUAGAGAAAAGAAACAUUGACCAGCAAAUUGUUGGGGCUACACCACUUUUGCUCCCCAGUUGGUGGUUUUUUUUUAUUUUAAAAGAUCACCUGAAACUCAGGAUGGCUGUUAAAGGUUUGUGUCAACUGGAAGUUGGGAAAUAAGAUCAAGGAGAAAGGGACAUACCACUCCCUUUGUCCCCUACUUCUUCCCAAAUGUAUGGCUGGCUGGCUGCAAGGGGAGAGAAAAACUAGAAGAGGCAAUGAUGAGAAGCAAAGUAUUUUCUGUACAAUGCCCUAAUCUGACAAUAAAUAUUAGAUGACCCAGAGUACUCCUCUAUAUAAAAGCCUGGAAAGGAACACACUAUUAGCCCCAGUUGUUCAGGAGGGUGGGCAAGAAGUUCCCUUCACUCUGGAUGAAUCUCUAAAGAAACAAGUGCCAUUCACCUCAUUUCCACAGGAACUAGUGGCUCCGAGUAGUUCUUAGCCAUGGGUGCCUUCAUUGCCAACUCUGUAAAUUGUGUAAAUGUGCAGCAUUAUUUAAGACUAAUAAUACUGUUUGGAAGGCAUGAGCCAUUCCGGCUUUGGGUCAGAUUGUGGCAGGACAAACCAGACAUUUUGCCCUCUGGGUGAAAAAUGCAAUCCCCCUAAGACCUCUGCCGGUCUCUCACCUGUUGAAUGUGAAGAUGGAACUUGUAUUGCCUAUCUUGCCACUCCUUCCAUCAGCUUUGCUCAGUUUGCAAAUGCUUCCAGGUAGCUCCUGUCCAGAUAGCAGGACUUCACAUUCUUAUAGGUCAGGAGUUACCCACCUAUCGCCUCCUCUUGUUUUCAAUCACAAGACCCAUAACCUUAUGACAUUGAUCAUGCUGGGUGGGGCAUCUGGCAGUUGGAGUCCAGAACAUCUGAAGAUCAAAUGUUCCCCAUGCCUGUUAUGGUCACUGAUAUUGGGCAAUGGCAAAUGCAGAAAUUUCACUGCAGUUUAAAGUGCAAUUGUGGUAUAGUUAAUUUGAGGGUGCAUAUUUGUACUUCUCUGCAAAUCCUGAAUGAGUGCCAGGGUUUCUUUAGGAUUGUCUUUCAUUUCCAAGGAAAUGGAGGGUGGUGUCUGCUCUUGGGUCUCACCUAUUAGGACCACCCAAUAGAAGGUUCAGAGACAGUUGUGGAGUUUGUGAAUUUGAAUGGCUCCCACUAAGUGCUAGGUAACAAGCCCCAAUGCAACUGAAAGAGAACAAUCCUGGCUUCUCCUGCUCUAAUGGGAGGGCAUUGUACAUAUAUGGUUUAUAUUCCUCCAGGAACAGCAAAGCCAUGUCCAGCUGAGAAACGUAGGUAGCACUGAAGUCCAAACACCAUUUUACUUGAAUGAAUCUAUUUUUAAAAAAAUUGGAAAAAUGAUGUUUACAUGCUGGUUUUGAGGGGAAAAUACUUAGCUAAGGAGCUCAUGAUUCAAGAUGGGCAAGCCUGAUCAAAAGAACAUUUGGAAUGUCAGUGUUGCAAAGUUGUGUGUUUAGAAUGUGCAGGACGAAAAAAAAAUCCAAAGCUUUGGACAAGUUUUUAUUCUGUCAUGGUGGAGCUUGUUGGAAACAAAUACCUACCCAUAUUGUUAAAGUAACAGCCCCAGAAUAGCUUCCUCUGGAAAAAGAGACCAACUCAAGAUCCUGCCUGGUAUACCACAAUCUCAGGGUCAAGUGCAAUGGGGUUUACCCAACAUAUCCAUAAAUAGUUCAAUUAUAAAGAAAUUACUUGGUGAACAGUGGCAGAAAGUCACAAAUUCGUCUCUGCAAAUCUGCCAGGAAGGACUUUGUUUUGCACACAAGCCAUGGGAUGAUGUUUUAAUAACUGUUUGUGAGACCUGCUGAUUUCCUUCCUUGGCUGAAGCAGUGGAAUUGCCUCUGGUUCAUGCUGGCAUCUGAAAACAGGGCUGUAUGCAGUAAAAACCGCCUGGCUGUGAACUGAUUUGCAGCCCCAAAAGCAUUAUGCGGGAGUGUUCAAUGAGAGGCUUUUGAAAUGAAAGAAUGAGAAUGUAUACACUGUAAGUAUUUUUCAUCUCCCUGUACAAAUAUCUCACUUGAACUUCGGUAAACUUUUGUGUGCUGGAGCUUUUUAAAAAUAAUAAUUUCAAAAGCUGCCUCUUGAAAUUAAACUGUACAUAAUCAGCAGUGUAAAUUCCUAUUAUCAAUUUGUAUAAAGUGGUCUUAAGGAAUGUUUUAAUGAAAAUUGUAAAAUUAUUUGUACAAUAAAGCAGCACUUUCCUAAA